AUGGAAAGGCUAUAUAACGCAGCCUGCAAGACUUUUAUUUUGCAGCAUCCGACCUUGCAUCAAGAAUGUCUGGCUGCAACGCGAAUAAACACUUACGAUGGCAUCUCUCUUUCGGGUAUUCUGCUGUUCGGCGCAGCCUUGAACCGCGUCAUGCUUGAUUCCCGCGCACUUCACUCUCUGUACGGUCCGAUGUAUGGGGCGCUCCCCGCUCGGGAACAGCAAAGGUUUUGCUUCCACCAUGUGAAUGUAGUACUGAAAGGUCUGCUGUUGGUCUGCGUAUCAUCGUCCAUUGCGCAGGUCACGAUAGGCGGCAAGGAAUGGACUGAUCUCUACUACGACGCCUGGCCAGUGACUCUCUGGGAGACAUCAACCUUCGCCGGCUACAUAGUUGUUGCAGUCAGUCUACUGGACCUGAUUUACGACACGAGUCUACGGCUCAUCUACGUGGUCCACCACAUGGGAGUGCUCCUUGCAGUGCAGGGUCUCGUUUUCCUCAUUGUGAACGCACCAGUAGAACGGGCACAAGAAUUGCGGUAUCUGGGAAAGAUGUCCGAAAUCGGCAUGUUCUGGGUUCUGUUCUCGGGCAUGCCGGGGUUCACAUCGCACCUGACGCUUAUACUCAGACGAUGCUUUGCGCAUGGGGAUGUGAAGAUGCGGAACCUUUACUACUACGCUUUCUGUGUAAAUGUCUCGGUAACGUUGCCUGUUGCCGCUUCGAUCGGUAUCUGUGCGCUUCAGGUUUUGUUCACCUACACUAAAUCGAAUAAGUGUCGGCGUAUCUACGCUGUGUAUGAAGAACAGGUAGCAGUGCUCAAUAAGAUCCGACUAUGA
This is a messenger RNA of Aspergillus bombycis, 831 nucleotides long. RefSeq lists its product as uncharacterized. The transcript is spliced from 3 exons. The coding region runs from base 1 to 831 and encodes 276 amino acids. The record is from RefSeq and is a predicted model, not a curated record. Lineage: Eukaryota; Fungi; Ascomycota; Eurotiomycetes; Eurotiales; Aspergillaceae.